AUGCUCUUCCACUCGAACCUCCUUGCCCAGGCUGGCAUUGUAGUUUUCCUUCCUCUUGCCAUUGCCGGCCCCUCUCUCUUUGACAGCUACAACGACCCACUCUAUCAAAUCAAACGAGGUUCAGAUAACCAGACUCUUCCGAUCUAUCCUCUGCAGGCGGGUGGGAUAGCCAAUGCAUCCGCCCAGGAUUCGUUUUGCGCAAACACUACCUGUGUCAUCUCGAUCAUCUAUGAUCAGACUAGCAACGGGAACAAUCUGACACAGGCACCACCUGGGUCUGCUGCUAAAGGACCAAAUCCUGGUGGCCUCGACGAUCUUGUCCUUGCAGCGGGCGCUCCAAUCACAGUCAAUGGCCAGAAAGCAUACGGUGUAUUCAUUCAGCCAAACUCAGGCUACCGAAUUGACAACACCACUAUCGUCGCCAAAGACGACCAGCCUGAAGGCAUGUACGCGGUAUUCGACGGGACGCACUACAACUCCCAUUGUUGUUUUGACUAUGGCAAUGCAGAGUCGGACAACAUCGAUAUGGGAAAUGUCAGCAAUGGAGCAAUGGAAGCAAUAAACUUUAGCGGUGGUGAUGGCAGUGGCCCCUUGGUCAACACUAUUCCGGUCACGAACAACAGCUCGUCGACUCUCAAAGGCCAAGCAAGCUUCACCGUUCAGACCGGACUGGGCAACAGCAUGUGCGUUGCGUUCGAAUCGAAAGAUGUCGCUGGCUCGUACAUCCGCCACAAUACAACAACGUACAGGCUCCGUAUCGAUCCCGACGACGGCACCAAGCAGAUGCACGAAGAUGCUACGUUCUGCCCGGAGGCCGGUUUGAACAUGACGGGGAAUUUGAUCAGGUCGUGGAAUUUCCCGACGAGAAGCAUCAGGCACUUUGAUGCCGAAUGCUGGAUCGCUGCGAACGGAGGGCCCUAUCCGGAGGACACGACGAACAGCUACAACAACGAUGUUAGCUGGUUGAUUGGGGAAAGCUUUGUUUGA
Molecule: messenger RNA, 987 nt
Organism: Zasmidium cellare ATCC 36951
Lineage: Eukaryota; Fungi; Ascomycota; Dothideomycetes; Mycosphaerellales; Mycosphaerellaceae
Product: carbohydrate-binding module family 42 protein
Exons: 3
Coding region: 1-987 (328 amino acids)
Biological process (GO): arabinan metabolic process; pectin catabolic process; L-arabinose metabolic process
Molecular function (GO): alpha-L-arabinofuranosidase activity
Source: RefSeq, a predicted model, not a curated record